Molecule: messenger RNA, 1028 nt
Organism: Bacillus rossius redtenbacheri
Lineage: Eukaryota; Metazoa; Arthropoda; Insecta; Phasmatodea; Bacillidae
Product: RNA pseudouridylate synthase domain-containing protein 1-like
Exons: 3
Coding region: 117-1013 (298 amino acids)
Biological process (GO): enzyme-directed rRNA pseudouridine synthesis
Molecular function (GO): pseudouridine synthase activity; RNA binding
Source: RefSeq, a predicted model, not a curated record
GUUAGCAAGACUAGCGAAUGUAAACAUUAAAGCAUUGACACGAGGAAUUCGUAGUGGUAUUACUAUAAAUGUAUAAGUAAAAUAUUGUGCCGCGUAGUAGUAAAUAUAAGCAUUCAAUGAAUUACAUCAGUGACGUUGUAUUUAUGUUUAUCCUGUCAUAUAUUCGUAUUUUAUGGGAUAAAUUGAGUCCGUUUUUAAAGACCUUGACUAGCAAAGCAAAACAUGCUUCUGUUGACUCUGACAGAAAAAUAUUAAAUAUUCUACACAAAAGCACGAAUUUCAUCGUCGUGAAUAAGGAUUACGAUGUUGUAAUAAAUUCUGAUGACCCUUCUGUAGAGGUGAGCUUGCAAACACAACUACACAGUGUUUACCCGGAGCUGGUGAAUCACAGCCUGAAACACGACUUCUACUUCGUGCACCGGCUGGACUACGCGACGAGUGGCGUGAUCUGCGUCGCCCUGAACAAGCGGGCGUGCUCGGACGCCACGGCGUGCUUCAGCGCGCGGCGGGCCAGGAAGUACUACGUGGCGUUGGUGCGCGGCCACGUGGCCUGGGAGAGCGCGCGGAUGGACGAGGCGAUCGGGGCGGACGGCCGCGAGGGAGGGGGGUCGGGCAGCCACCGGAUGUGUGUGGCGUCCAGCCCCCACUGCGAGUCCCCCCGGCCGGCGAGCACGCGCGCCGUGGUGGCGCAGCGCGGACUGUACGACGGGGCGCCGGCCACCAAGCUGCUCCUGAGGCCCAUCACCGGGCGGCGCCACCAGCUGCGCGUGCACUGCGCCAGCGCGGGCCACACCAUCGUGGGCGACUACACCUACAGCGACCGCACGGACGUCGCUCCCUACAGGAUGUUCCUGCACGCUCUCAGGUUGGUGCUGCCUAUUAAGUCUGAACCACUAGACAUCAGGACGGAUGAUUCUUUCACAAGUCAUGACCCAAGAAACUUGUGGAUUCCAAUUGAAACAGUGAACACUAUGGACACCAGUUUUGAAAAACUUGAUAGCGGUGAUGAAUGAAUGUGCCAUUUCACA